Blepharisma stoltei is the source of this 1245-nucleotide messenger RNA. The record is from the annotation of a GenBank genome assembly. Lineage: Eukaryota; Ciliophora; Heterotrichea; Heterotrichida; Blepharismidae.
AUGGCAACCCAAAAGAUCAGAGUAGCAAACCCAGUAGCAGAGCUUGACGGAGACGAGAUGACUAGGAUCAUCUGGACUCUUAUCAAGGAAAAGCUUAUCCUCCCUUACCUCGACAUCCCAAUCCAAUACUUUGACCUUUCCAUCCAAAACCGUGACGCCACUAAUGACCAAGUCACUUUGGACUCAGCCAGAGCCAUCCUCGACUGCAAAGUCGGGAUUAAGUGUGCCACGAUCACCCCAGAUGAGGCAAGAGUUGAAGAGUUCAGCCUCAAGAAGAUGUGGAAAUCUCCAAAUGGAACAAUCAGAAACGAACUCAGAGGAACCGUCUUCAGAGAGCCAAUUAUCUGCAACAAUGUCCCAAAACUCGUCCCAGGCUGGACCAAGCCAAUCAUCAUCGGCAGACACGCCCACGCUGACCAAUACAGAGCCACUGACUUCGUCGUCGACAGGCCUGGCAAAUUCGAAGUUACCUUCACCCCAACUGACGGAUCUGAAGGCCAAAGGUACGAAGUUUUCGACUUCAAAGGUGCAGGAGUCGGUCUUGCCAUGUACAACACUGAUGAGUCUAUUGAAGAGUUCGCUAGAUCUUCCUUUGAAUACGCCUUAGACAGAGGCUAUCCUUUAUUCUUGUCCACUAAGAACACCAUCCUUAAGAGAUAUGACGGAAGAUUUAAGGAUAUUUUCCAAGCGAUCUAUGACAGUGAGUACAAGGCAAAAUUCCAAGAGAAAGGCCUUUACUAUGAACACAGACUUAUCGACGAUAUGGUCGCCCAAGCUAUUAAGAGCAACGGAGGCUUCGUGUGGGCUUGCAAGAACUACGAUGGUGAUGUCCAAAGUGAUAUCGUCGCCCAAGGAUAUGGCUCAUUAGGACUUAUGACCAGUGUCUUGGUUUCCCCAUCAGGAGCCAUUGAAGCUGAAGCAGCCCACGGGACUGUCACAAGACACUACAGACAGUGGCAGAAAGGAGAAGAGACCUCAACCAACCCAGUAGCAUCCAUUUUUGCAUGGACUCGUGGACUCUUGUACAGAGCCAAGCUUGACGGAAAUGAAGAGCUUAAGCGUUUCUGCGAAAUUUUGGAAGCAGCCACCGUUAAGACAAUUGAACUCGGAUUCAUGACCAAGGAUCUUGCCUUGUGCAUUCACGGCAGUCAAAUGAGAAGAGAACACUGGCUUAACACUGAGGAGUACUUCAACAAAUUAGCUGAAAUCUUGGCCGCUGACCUCGCCGCCCCAGCAUCUAGUUAA